AUGGCGACAGCAUAUUACUUCGCAGCGCACUUCAACCUGCCCGGAAACCAUGCAAUGAACGAGCCCUGGUUCCCAACCACUACGCUUUACAAUGUGCCGCCGCUAUCGCCUGUUCUGACCGGGCAAGCGGAAGCCCAGAUCCAGCCUACUCUGUCAACACAACUCGCAACGACAACGACAAGAACAUCAACAAUGAGAAAUAAUGGAACAAAAAACCAAUCGACUUCCAUCUUUUUCCGUCUUCCAGCGGAAUUACGCAAUCAAAUCUACGAAGAGCUCCUCUGCCCCAACACACCACAUCACAAAAAUCUAGCCACGUAUUCUACGCCAUCGAAGCCACCAGCUGUUUACCCAGCUAUCCUUCAAACAUGUCGCAAGAUACAUGAAGAAGCCCAAGAUCUUCUUUACACAACACAUGUCUUCCACGCCCACCGAUCCCUCUUGACCGCUCUGCCACAUCUGAUCUGCCCAGAGAAGCCAAUCUUGUCUCAAUCUGGCAUCGCAAAGAUCAAUCGCUGGCAACUUGAACUACGUCUGGAUAUCGAUCCCCGAUUUACUAGCAGUCAAGCUACGGCCGCAUUCUCCGGUGCUGAGUUUUUAGAAGUGAAGGUUUGGCAGAGCAUGUUUGACGGGGCUGAUAACUCGCACUUGAGGCUGUUCACUGGUGUGAGAGGAGUAGGGGUUGCGAAGGUUACCGGUUGUGAUGAUGAGGGGUUAGCGAGGUGGUUGGAGGCGAGGAUGAUGAUGCCGAUUGAGCAGGAAGUAAAGAAUGAAGGGGGCUGUUGUCAGUGUGGCAAUAAGGUGGGUGGGGACAUGACAUGGUUUGGUGCGGCCAGAGAUCCUUGGACCUUUGGAAACAGAUAG
Alternaria burnsii is the source of this 864-nucleotide messenger RNA. RefSeq lists its product as uncharacterized. The transcript has a single exon. The record is from RefSeq and is a predicted model, not a curated record. Bases 1 to 864 code for a protein of 287 amino acids. Lineage: Eukaryota; Fungi; Ascomycota; Dothideomycetes; Pleosporales; Pleosporaceae.